AACAUCCUGCUGAUAAAAAGCACCCAAAAAACGACUCCUAAAAACGAGAGGAGGGGUGAGUGCCAAGAGGAGGUAACUCGCCGGUUCUGACUGUAGAAAAAAUAUUCUGAGCAAAGAUCGGGGAAACGAAUAAGAAAGCAUUCUGCCAAAGCUUAUUAGGCACUGAAUUGCAUUUCUAUUUACAACGCUGACACGAGAACACAGAUGGACAACAGAAACGUCCCUGAAGAUAAACCUGUCCAGCGCUCCAAAUCCUUCAGUUUUAAAACUCAGAAGGAGGUGUGCGCGUCAUGUGACAAGGCAGUCUACCCCAUGGAGAGAUUGGUGGCCAACAACCUGAUCUUCCACUCAACCUGCUUUUGCUGCAAGCACUGCAACACCAAACUCAGCCUAGGCACAUACGCAGCCCUGUCUGGGGAGUUCUACUGCAAGCCCCACUUCCAGCAGCUCUUCAAGAGCAAAGGCAACUAUGAUGAGGGCUUUGGCCGCAAGCAGCACAAGGAGCUUUGGAGCGCCAAGGAGGGAGAGGACAUGACCAAGACGGCAUAAUCACUCCCACGUCCUUUAGCCUCACCCUGAACCCUUCUCACAUCAUCAUACUGAAAGUGUCAUAUCGUGGGCUUUGUUAAAUGUUCCUGGGCGCUCUCUUUCCAUGGGACGAACACGCACACCCACACCCACAAUACAACUGGCCAGACACACCCUGCAUUUGAGAUUUGUUUAUUCAUUUAAUUUGGUCUUAGUUUAUAUCAUUUUAUUUUGAUAGAAACAGAUUUUUAAAUCCUCUUGAAAUUGUUUGUUGAUUGUGACCAAACCGCUCUUCACCAACCACUGGUACGUUUUUGCUGGAUUUUUGAGCAGUAUAUAGUUUUUAUUGUCAAUUUUUGUCUGAGCAAUUUGCACCUUGGUGACACGAGGCGUAAGGCCCCUGUAUGCUCAGGUGAAUAUAUGGUCAGAGAAGCUACAGUCACUCUAAGCUGUAGAGCAUACUCUCAGGUCAACUAUACGGAGCUCUGUUCAUUUUCCAAAUCUAUCUUAGCAAAGUUUGUAUAAUUUUGACCUCUUUCAGUUCCACACAUUCAGUUACAUCCAAUACCAGUUGAAUGCUCUCUAGCUUAGAGUAUAAUUAGCAGAGGCCAUUUGGUGAGUUUGUCAGGGUUCACAUUUUGAGAAGCAAACAGGGUACACUGUACUGUAAAAUAGUCAUACGCUCUUUGUUUAGGUUUUGUUAAAAUUUCUCAUUUUAUAUUGAAUUUGCUCUUUAAUGGCUACAAAGGGUUCAGUUUUGCAUGUUUGUUUGUGCUGUAUUAAUGUCUUGGCCUUUUACCUCUGGUUUGUACUGCCCUCCUGUGUUCUGGAUGAUUUUUUUUUUUUUUUAAACAAAAUAAUCUUGUAAUCUCUUUUUACAGCACUCUUUUCUGUGUAUUCGCUGGGUUUGCCUGACGUUACAGGAUAGGUUGCUCCCACAUGCAGAGGUUUUUUUUUUUUCUUCAUAGUGUAUCGUGACUUUGUAUGUAGCUGUAACUUUAGUGGAGGUAUGGCCCUUUACUGUCUUGUCCAUAAUAUGACCAUGCAUGUUCACGAGACAAGAUGACCUCAGAUUGACAGGGAACAGACCAAGAAGGACCGUUACACAGCUGUCAUACUAUUGCUUGCCUCUUGUCCUUGCAGGGAGCUAUCUGUGCAGAAUUGGGACACGUUACUGUGUAAAACUAAGCUGGACCUCAUUUACAUAGGAUUGUUAUGUCAUGAUUCCACAUUAUGUAAAAAAUGUUGCUUCUGCAGUAACAUCACAUCGGAGAACAUGAACAGGUCUCCUGUUUUUCAUUUUUUAUUUAAAAAGGAAAUCAGAAGUCCUAAUUGCUUUUCUUCAUUCCAUGGUGUGUUUAGCUGAACUGAGUGCCAGGGCCCUUUUUUUUUUUUAAAGUUAUUUUUAAAUCACCUUUUCGGAUGGUCUACAUACAAUUCAAAAAUCAUUGACUUGAUAGGGACUGCUUUUAAUUUUACUUCAAUCCAUUUAAUCUAAUAGCUGAAAUUUGAACCUUUAAAAACAAACUAUACCUAGGAUGUAGUAAUAUAAGAACUAGUAUAUUCUCGGCAUAUACUAUGUUGUGAGUCAACAUUUGAGUAAAACAGACCCUGUAAAUGUAUGCGAUAGAUAUACAAUUGACCAACACAUUUGCUCCUAAAUUGCUUGAAUUGCAAGUAGAGGACCAAUUUGAGAAGUCCCGGACUCUUAGAUGAUCCCCUUUAUUUGAAAAAGACUGAUCAAACACUUUACUCAUAUUUGCAGAGUAGUUGCAAAACGCAUUUCAUAGUUAACACACGGUAAAAUGUACGUCGAUAAGCUUUGGUAUGCUAGGUGAGAUUUCUCAGACCCACUUAUCAAGAACAGUUUGUGCAUUAAUACAAUUUUGACUAGGUGGCAAAAACACGACCCAAUCUAACGAGCAUGGAAGUCAGUGCUUAGAUGGCGAUAAAUCUUACGGAAAAUAUUUAUCUUUAAGUUAAGACCGUGUUACCUGCGUUUCAAAGUUAAUUUCCUGAAAUUCUACUUAUUGCAGCAGGGCUAGUUGAAACGUUGCAGCUUGAAAAUGAUUUUUUUUUGACAUGCUGCAAAUAGAAAAUACUGCCAAAUUCAAAUGUACAAGCCAUGCGUGCCCAGAUGGUAACUAGAAAUGACAGAGCCGACAUGGCUAAUUAAGUGGCAAACAUGAGACAUUUCUGAAGCGCAACCAUAUUUUCUAAAUUGUAAAUUAUGUAUUUUAAUACUCAACAGUAGGCCUAUGUUGAGACUGACUGAUCACAUAAAAGAUUUGGACAAACCGUGGGAGAAAAGUGCUGGCCUUUCAUGCGACUACAGCACAUACAUCGUGUGCAAAAUGUGUAACACACAUUUAAGAUCAGUUCGAAUUGCUAUUAAACAUGGCACUCACCUGCUGUGAAUGACUCCAUACUUCUGGAUUCAGCAUUCACGGUCCAACCGUGUAUGCAAUGUAUGCUUUCUCACUCGAAUGUCGAGUUUCAGUGUGUACACUUUUUCAGUGUGUAAAUUGCAUUGCACAUUCGUAGAAAAAUAGGAUUCAAAUAAUGUUUUUCACCCCUUGACAGUCUCCUAGGGCAACAUUAUGAAAAUUGCAUUCAGUUUCAAUAACAUGAAAAAAAGUAUUUUUGACCAAUGGCAAAAUGUGCGUAUUUGAAGGAAAUGCACUUUUUAAAACCAUGUCACUCUGCCUUUACAAAGUGUGACCGCUGAAAUGUUUUGGUGGGGUCUCACCCAACAGUCUUUUUAGUGGUUCUACAGCGCCAGCAGUCGAUCAGCAACGAGCGACAAACACAAGCACUUAACAAUAAAACGUAGAACACCUAACGGCUUAGGCCAACACAAACUCAAUUUUUCUUUUUAUAUUUUCUUCAUUCUUGUUAAAGAACGAGACUAAAGCCAUUUCAUCGAGUCAAUUGGAAAGUAUCCAAUGCCACUUCACACUUGACUGACGCUUGAAUGACACAAUGUAUUUUUUUUGUGAUGGAAAGUUUACUGUGAAUUAGCCUAGGGCAUGCUGUGCAGCACAGAAAAUAAACUGAGGAAAGAGGAACAUUUUACCUUUUAGUAAAGCCUUAGAAAUAAAUAGCUAAAUACCAGAGCUCCUAACCUUAUUGCUUUUUAAAACUUUUUCUGAGCUCACAUACCUUUCUACCUGUUCCAGCCUAUCCCCUAUGAAAAACAUAGCCUUCUGUUUGUUUUCCACUAGGUUACAAUGUUGGAUGGAGUGGUUUUACUCAGCCAGCUGUUAAUUUAACUACUCAUCAUCCACUCUCUUCUGACCAGUUCUCAUUCUUUUUAUUUAAAUGUCUCAAUUUGUAAGGUUUUCUAUUUGCCUUUAUUUUAUAAGGGUCCUUGAGACCACCCAGAAUGCACCGUAAUCAAGAACAUUAUAUAAAAAUGACACUGUUUCCAUAUCGUUGUGUGUGCAGUGCGCCAAGGUACAACUGCAUUAUCCUGUGAAUUAACUGUCUUUAUAAAGAGAAACAAAUAAAAAGAAAAGGUACACUUUUCCACACUGGUGCCACCAGGCUCAGGUGUAUGAGAGCGGUGUGACUGUGUUCUGUGAGUCAUGUAGUUAAGUGCAAAACUGUAUGUGGACUUUACAUUUAUUUUUCAAUGCAGGUGUCACUUGUCAAAAUGUAAAUGUUUGCAUUUAAAAAUGUAUUCUAUAUAACUUGACAUGUGGAAGGUGGCCUUACAGCAAAAUCGUUUUGGCUGUGUUUUCUUUCACCUCUACUCUCCCUUUUUCUUUUGGAUAAUUAGCCUCCUCAAGUUAAAUUGUUGUAGAAAAACAUGAUUAUAAAUAACGUGAUUUCCCCACACACAAAUGUAUUGUUUGAUAAUUUUCUUUCCAUAGUUUUUUUUAUUUUAAUUUUUUACAUGCUUUUAAAAAAAUAAACAUGCUGGUGUUAAUAGAA
Esox lucius (northern pike) is the source of this 4464-nucleotide messenger RNA. RefSeq names its product LIM domain containing 2 (gene limd2). The transcript has 4 exons. The record is from RefSeq and is a predicted model, not a curated record. Lineage: Eukaryota; Metazoa; Chordata; Actinopteri; Esociformes; Esocidae. Gene Ontology annotation, molecular function: actin filament binding. Gene Ontology annotation, cellular component: plasma membrane; actin cytoskeleton. The coding region runs from base 205 to 549 and encodes 114 amino acids. Gene Ontology annotation, biological process: actin filament bundle assembly.